UCCCAUCGUGCAUUGCCAGUGGGGUUUUCCAAAAUGGCUGCCUACUUGAAGAGAUCUACUGGUCUUGUGGGACUUGCUGUUGCAAAAGCUCCAAGGGAGUCUCUGAUUGCCCUGUACAACAAGACGUUAGGUGUUCUAAAUGACAUGCCAAAGGAAUCAACAUAUAGGACUCAUACAGAAGGGAUUACAAAAGAAAGACUUGGUAUAGUAGAAAAGGAAACUGAUAUUAGCACACUGGAGAAAAAGCUUGCCGCUGGUCAGRUAGAAGAAGUUAUCAAACAGGCAGAGGACGAACUCUCGCUUGCAAAGAAAAUGAUGGAAUGGAAAGCAUGGGAACCCCUCCAAACCACUCCCCCUGAGGGGCAAUGGAAAUGGCCCUUUUGAACAGAAGAUUUUGAUUUUUGUUUGUAUAUUAUUUUAUUAUGUCAAUUAUGGUUGUGAGAAUAAGAAAGCCCUGUAAAAGAA
This is a messenger RNA of Actinia tenebrosa (Australian red waratah sea anemone), 465 nucleotides long. RefSeq names its product NADH dehydrogenase [ubiquinone] 1 alpha subcomplex subunit 5. Lineage: Eukaryota; Metazoa; Cnidaria; Anthozoa; Actiniaria; Actiniidae. The record is from RefSeq and is a predicted model, not a curated record. Gene Ontology annotation, biological process: respiratory electron transport chain. Gene Ontology annotation, cellular component: respiratory chain complex I.